Molecule: messenger RNA, 249 nt
Organism: Aspergillus nidulans FGSC A4
Lineage: Eukaryota; Fungi; Ascomycota; Eurotiomycetes; Eurotiales; Aspergillaceae
Exons: 4
Coding region: 1-249 (82 amino acids)
Source: RefSeq, a predicted model, not a curated record
AUGGAUAUACGUCGCCAGGGUGGAGCGGCGCAAGUACCUGUUAUGGCAUCUGCCAUGGCGCCCCUGGCCCCUGGCCUUGUAUAUGUCAAUUCGCAAAUUGUUUUGUCGGUUGAAUCUGCGGGCAGGCAAGCAGCAGCACCAUUGAGAAUCCAAGACCAGAGUCUAUCAGAACAGCAUGUGGAAAGCAGGUGGGCUGAGGAUAUCGAUUCUCUGGGCGCUUACCGUCGGCACAGAGUAUGUCAAAUAUGA